AAUAUGGAAAGUUACUCAAACACUCUUUCAUCAGAUUGGGUUCCUCUAGGAGGGAAUGAAGUUGUUGAAAAUACUAACGAAGAAAGCAAGUUGCCUGAAUUAGAUUUUGAUGCAAUGUUUGCUGCCUCCACACCAGCAGAUGCUGGAAUUGAGAGCAACCAAGAUGGAGUUGUUGAUAUCAGAUACUUACUUGGCACUCAAGGUAGAUCAACAGAAGCUGACUGUCCUGAGGUCAUGGUUAUAGAGAAGAAAAUGGAAGAAGAGGGAGAUGCAGUUCUUCUCCCACUUACAGAAGAAUUUAAGGAUGCCCCAACAGAAGAAGACCACAGUAAAGUAAUGGUAUUAGAUGCAAGAGCCUUCUUUUUGAGAAAAGUCUCAGCAGAAGUACUAAGUAAAGAUAGAAUGAAUGCUAAAGAAGGAGAAAAGGUAGAAUUCACAACUUGCAACGAUGUAAUAAAAGAGAUAAAAGAUGAGAGUACUAGACUUUAUGUAGAUAAUCUCCCUUUCAAGUUAGAUUGCAAAGAUCCAAGCGAUGCUGCUAUAAAGUUCGUAUCAAAGUUCUCUAAAGAAACUGGUGAUUACAAGUCACUGUCAGGAACUGAUCUUAGAGUGAUUGCAUUGGCAUACUCUAUUAUUUUGCAAAGAAAAGAAGCUAAAUAUUGCAGAAAAUCUCCUCCAACUCUUGAAGAAUUUAGACCUGCAUGGAUGGAUAACAAAAAGAAAACUAAAAAGCAGGAGAAGCUUGAAGAAGUCGAAGAGGAAGAAGAUGAUGGAUUCAAAGUCGUUGAGAAAAAGAAAAAGCCAAAGAAAAAGAAGUUUAGAAGAAAUGUAAAGAAAGACUUUUACCCAGAGGCUUUCCUCAAUGAGCUGAGUAAGAAUAAAAAUACUAAUAAAGAUAACACUCCAAACGAGAAUGAGGAGAAAUCAAAUUCUGGAAAUGAGCAGGUUGAAGCUAGGGAGGAAACAGAAAUUGAAAUCCCAAAAGGAAGUAUUGAAGAACCGAGCGCUACCAACGAAUUGACAGAACCAGCCACUGAGGAAGACCCUCAGAAUGAAACACCCACUGAUGAAAAAGAUAAGGAUGUAAAGAUAGAUGAAGAUGAUGUCUUGGUUCAAAAAGAUACAGUUGAAUCUUCAGAAAGUGAUAAUCAGGAAGAUGACUGUGAUGAUGAAUGGAUCACACCUGAUAAUAUCAACACUUAUCUUCUUUCUCAAGAUGAUCAAGGUCAUCAAAAUGACAAAGUUGAAGAUAACUCAAGAAAAGUCAGUGUAGAAGUGGUCACAAGUGAUUUUGCAAUGCAAAAUGUCCUUAUGCAAAUAGGUAUUCCAGUUGUAUCUCUUGAAGGAGUUGAGAUAAGACAAAUAAAGAGAUUUAAACUGAGAUGUGAUGGAUGAAAGCAGAUUAACCAAAGAGUCGAUGUCGAAUUCUGUCAAAAAUGAGGAGGCCAUACUUUAAGAAAAGUGUCAGUAUUUGCAAACUCCAAUGGAAAAAUUACAUUUUUCAAGGGUAAAAGACUUAAAAAGAAUAAUAGAGGAAAUCAAUUUGAUAUCCCUAUCCCAAAAUCUGGAAGACAUAGCCAGGCUAUGAUUCUGAGAGAAGACCAGCUCUGGAGAGGACAGAAUAAAUUGAAAAUGAAAGAACAAGAGAGAUUAGAAGACAAGAUCAAAAAUAAGAUUGGAGACCACUUCAAUGAUUUAGUCAGCUUUGAGCACAAAAGAAAAGAAGAUAGCAGGACUGAAGGUACUACAACCUAUGGCUUCGGUAAAAAGAAUCCUAAUAUUCCACAAAAGAGGUACUCCAAGAAGAAAAAGCAUUAAUUCCUUUAUUAAAUUUACAAUUUUA
Messenger RNA from Moneuplotes crassus, 1843 nucleotides. The record is from the annotation of a GenBank genome assembly. NCBI's taxonomy places the organism in Eukaryota, Ciliophora, Spirotrichea, Euplotida, Euplotidae.